AUGGAAAAUACUUUGAAAAUGCUCGAAAGUCUUCUUAGUAGUUCACAUUCUGAAGAAGUAAAAAAAAAAUUUAUUAUAAUUUAUUUGAAAUCAAUAAGUAAACAAAAUUUCUCAAAAACAAAUUGGGAACAACUUUGCGAGUAUGCCUACGGACUCAUCAAGUAUACUUCUCGCGUUUACGCUUUUGGUGAGCUUAUUCUAUCUCAAAUCGCAUGUUUGCAGAAAGCAAUAUAUAUGCUUUAUUUCAAUUCUGGCUGGAUAAGUCAAACCCUUAUCAACAACACUACUCAUAAUAAUUUAUACCAACAACUAAGAGCAUUAGUUAAAAUAAUUAAAUAUAAACAAGAAUUUUCAAGUGAUUCCGACGGCCAUGCUAAUAUUGAAAAUGACUGUCGAUUAUUACAAUCUUAUUCUAUUAAAUAUAUUGAGGUGCUUUUAUAUUCUUUGGCCAUUCCGGAAAGCGAUUCGUUAGAAUCAUAUGAUGAAUUCGUGAAGCAGACGCAAAUUGAUGCUAAUAAUAUUCUUACGACGUUCAGCACGGAAAACCUGGUCAUUACUAUCCGUGAGGUUUUUAUACGACUUUCAAGUAAUCAAACUUGUUCUAAAUCUAUAGUACUUUUGAUUAGUAGGAUACCUAAAUCAUGUACAUCAGUUAUCCAACCCUAUGUCCAGAAAAUUCCCGCAGACGAUGUUAAGAAAUUUGAAAUAUUUAUUGAAAGAAUGAUUUUGAUGAUACCUCAUCAAUUUGCUAAUAAAAUUGCUUUGGAAAAAUCAAAGUAUAAGUCUAUAUUGACACGGAUCACUCUCGCAAAUGCGUCUCGGUGCUUCGAAUAUUUGCUAGACCGUCAUGCGCGUAACGAUGCUUUACCGGUUGUUAAAUGUUUGUUACUUGGAUAUCAAGUUACAUCUGAUGUUUUCGAUUCAAUCAUUCCAACUUUCCCCAAAGUUUUAGAAACGAUCGCUAAAGAGAGAGAUCAAGUUGAUACUUUACUUGAACUUUCGAGGAUAGCUCAAUGUCUUAUGAAGCGUUUUAAGGGAGGCGAUAAAUAUUUGCAACUUUCUAAAACUUUGGAAUCGCUUGACUUGCCUAUACUGAAACAUGAGGAUAUAUCGAAUACUCUUCAAAAUAAUGUAUGGUUUAAAGAGUCGAACAUUGCGGGUAGCCGUAAGGAUAGCCGUAAGGAAAUUGUGGUGAAAACUUCUGUUUAUUCCUCGCAAAUCUAUAAAAAAAAGAAAGGAUUGCAAAACUUAGGAAACACUUGUUUUAUGAAUAGUGUACUUCAGGCAUUAUUUAACUCAGCGGAAUUUAGGCAUCGUAUAUUACAGGCAUCGACAACGAAAUCAAAAACGUCAACGAUCUAUCAGCUUCAAUUGUGUUUUGCUUGUAUGAUAUUUUCAAACAAAUCGUAUUUUUCACCAUCAGCAUUAUUGGAGACGCUUCCAAGUUGGUUAAAUAAUGGUCGACAACAGGAUUGUCAUGAAUUUUUGAAGCAAAUUGAAGAAGAAUCGAAAAAAUCAUCAAAUAAAAAACUUAGGUUAGAAUCAGAAGAGGAAGAAAUUUCACCCGUACAUGAAGAUAUGAAAAAUAUUCCAAUAAGCCCCUUUGGUGGAAAAAUGGAAAAUAUAAUUAUGUGUUUGGAGUGUGGGAAAAGAUCUAAAACAAAGGAAGGAUUUCAUGAUCUUUCACUUUCAUUGAAAGUUGAUACAUCAGACAAUCUUUCAUUUUCUGAUUUAUUAUCAGAAUUUCUUUCUGAUGAAGAUCUAAAAGGGGAGAAUCAAUAUUAUUGUGAAAAGUGUGGAGGACUACGUGAUGCGAAAAAGUUGACGCGAAUAAUUACGCCACCGCGUUAUUUAAUAUUAUCGCUUAAUCGAUUCGAGUAUGAUGUGAAAUAUGCUAGAAGGAUAAAAAUCAUGACACACGUUUCAAUACAAGAAUCAUUAUCAGUACCGCAAGUUCAUGAAAAAGAUGAAUCACAUACUGAAUCAAAUCAUAAUAAAAAUGGAUUAGUUAACGGAAAGAUCAACGGAAUGGCGAAUGGAGAGAAACGAAUAAAGACAAAAGGAGUUGACGAUGACGAGAAGGUAUAUGAUUUGUCAGCAAUCGUAAUACAUUCUGGUUCAUCUGCUGAAUAUGGUCAUUAUUAUACAUACGCAAAGGAUGAAGAUGGUCAAUGGUAUAAUUAUAACGAUAAUUAUGUUUCUUCCUCAUCAUUACAAAAAAUUAUCUCCGAAGGAGAAGAUUUCAAAUCGGACACUCCUUAUCUUUUAUUUUUCCAACAGAAAAAUAUAAUUAAUUACAAAUCACCUGAAAUUUCGCAAUCUCUUAUGAAAGAAGUUGAGAAAGAAGAUAAAAGUUAUAACAGGGAUUCUUUUGGUAAUAAUGAUUAUUCAAUGGAUAAUAAAAAGAAAGAUAAAGGCGAAAAAGAAGAGAUUAAUCCACUUAGUGGAGGAUAUGAUUUAUUUGAUUAUGAUAAUACGGUAAUAUAA
This is a messenger RNA of Funneliformis geosporum, 2487 nucleotides long. NCBI's taxonomy places the organism in Eukaryota, Fungi, Glomeromycota, Glomeromycetes, Glomerales, Glomeraceae. The record is from the annotation of a GenBank genome assembly.